Grosmannia clavigera kw1407 is the source of this 729-nucleotide messenger RNA. Its product is annotated as eukaryotic translation initiation factor 3 subunit. Gene Ontology annotation, molecular function: translation initiation factor activity; ribosome binding. Gene Ontology annotation, biological process: regulation of translational initiation. The transcript has 2 exons. Gene Ontology annotation, cellular component: cytoplasm; eukaryotic translation initiation factor 3 complex. Lineage: Eukaryota; Fungi; Ascomycota; Sordariomycetes; Ophiostomatales; Ophiostomataceae. Bases 1 to 729 code for a protein of 242 amino acids. The record is from RefSeq and is a predicted model, not a curated record.
AUGAGCGGCGAAGACCCGUCAGAGCGCCCGGAGGCCAUCUCCGCCAUCAUCAAUGGGCUGGAGCGGUACAACCCCGAGGCCGUCGUUCACCUGGAGGCAUACCUGGCACAACAAUGCGAGGAGCGGUUCUGCGACUGCAAUGCGAACCGGACUCUCCUGAAGCUGUACCAGCUCAACCCGGACCGGAUCAAGGAUGAGGUCAUCACCAACAUCCUCGUCAAGGCCAUGACCCAGUUUCCCUCGCCGCAGUUCAGCUUGGGCCUGCACCUGCUAGGCCCGACCGCCGCCUCCACCACUGCUGCUGCUGCUUCGUCCACCUCUGGCGCCUCUGAAUUGGCCGAGGCCGUGUCCAAGCUGCGCGCGCUCAACAACCUGCUCGAGGGCGCCCAGUACGCCCGCUUCUGGGCCACGCUCGACUCCGACGACCUGUACGCUGACCUGACCACCGACAUUGAUGGCUUUGAGGAGAUUGUCCGCGUGCGCAUCGCCCAGCUCAUCAGCCACGCCUUCCGCGAGAUCCAGCUAAGCCUACUGGAGCAGUGGCUUGGCCUGAACGAGGAUGCUGUCCGCAAAUUCGUCACCGGCACCUGCGGCUGGAAGGUCGAAGGUACCUCAGCUAUCAUCCCCAAAAACCCCGAGAACGAGGCGAAGAAGUCAGAGAUCCGCGAGGACGUGAACAUCGACAUGUUUGCCCGGGUCAUUCGGAGGUCUUGGGAAGAGGCGGCAUAG